This is a messenger RNA of Telopea speciosissima, 1918 nucleotides long. RefSeq names its product translation initiation factor IF-2-like. The transcript has 5 exons. Gene Ontology annotation, cellular component: cortical microtubule. The record is from RefSeq and is a predicted model, not a curated record. The coding region runs from base 119 to 1852 and encodes 577 amino acids. Gene Ontology annotation, biological process: cortical microtubule organization. NCBI's taxonomy places the organism in Eukaryota, Viridiplantae, Streptophyta, Magnoliopsida, Proteales, Proteaceae.
CAAAAACUUUGUUUUCUCUCACUCUGCAACUACUGCAUUCACUCUCCAAAGCAGCAGAUCUCUUUGGAACUGAUUCGCUUUUCUCAUGCUCUGCGGUUACGAUUUCUAAUUUGUCUCCAUGAAUCGGAGCUCGAAGGAUUCCUUCGCCGGCGGGAGGAGUAUUAUGGCCGAAUCGCAGCACCGGAGGGGGAGGAGUAUCUCUGGAAUCACAAGAGACACGGAUGAGAAUUUGGAUCUCUUCUCCAGGAAUCGCCGGAGUCUCUCUGUCAUAUCAACCGACGAGUCCGACGCUGCAGUGUCUCUUAAAUUGUGGAGACUUUCAGUUGAAUCGGCAAAACCAGAAAGUAAUGGAACGGAUGAUCUACUGUCAUCAGUAGAUGGAGGCAAGCACGAUUAUGACUGGCUUCUAACUCCUCCUGGAACUCCCCUUGUUUCUUCGUUGGAUGCAAGUGAGCCUCAACCGACUUUACUGGCUCCUCGGAGCAGUUCCUCUCUUAGAUCUGUCUCCGCCACCAAGGCUUCAAGGCUUUCGGCUAUGCAUUCAGAGAAUUCUUAUUCUUCAAGACCAAUUAGAAGUAGUUCAGUUACUCGCUCUUCCAUCUCAUCUGUUAUGCACCACAACACCUAUUCCUCCAACUCUAACCGAUCCUCCUCAAUCCUCAACACCAGCUCUUUGUCAAUUACAUCUUCUAGACCAUCUACUCCAACUAGCCGCUCAAGUUCUACAGCAAGACCUAUAACUUCAUCUGCUCGUCCAGUGCAAUCACGUUCAUCUACUCCUGCCAAAUUCCGGCCAGCUCCCACCAUUUCCUAUGGUGAGAAAGCCCGAGUUACCCAGAACCCAAGACCAUUAACCCCUACUGCCAGGCCCCAAACCCCUGGAAACCUCAGUUCUAUAUCAGCUCGGUCAAAUUCACGGCCAUCAACUCCCACUCACCGAACCCCAAUUCCAGCUCCUGCUUCAGCUCCAGCAGCAGGUCGCUCUGUUUCUGUCGGACGGGUCCUACCAAAUAGCCGACAUCCAGCAACAGCAUCUCGAGGAAGCUCUCCAGGUCCACAUACACGUACUUCACAGAAACCAAUUGUUCCCUCUGAUUUCCCACAUGAAACACCACCAAACCUGAGGACGAAAUUGCCAGACCGACCUGUAUCUGCUGGUAGAACUCGCCCAGGCAUUGCGGUCACUGUCAGGGGAAACUCAGAGGCAUCAGGGCCUACAAAUCCACCACGGAGGCAACCAUCACCUAUUGUCAUGAGGGGGAGGCUUCCAGAACUUUCUAGAAGGGGCCACUUACAUGCCAAUGGACAUGACAUUGGUGCACCUGAAUCGCAGAAGAUCCCACCAGUCUCAAUGCCUUCAAUGUGGAAACCUGCAAAGUCUACAAUAGACACUGAGAAUACUGGAUUUGGAAGAACAAUCUCAAAGAAGUCUUUUGAUAUGGCUCUUAGGCACAUGGAUAUCCGACAUGGCACAGGGAGCAUUCGUUCUCUAUCAGGCACCACUCUCUUCCCUCAGAGUAUUCACUCUAGUGCUCCAAAAGGUCAACGUGUUCGUGCCUUGGAUCCUUCAGCUUCAGUAAGCAGCAACAGUGAGCUAUUUGUAAGCAGUAACGGUUCCAUGACACAGAAUGGAAAUCAAUCUCUAGAUGGUGAGGCUGAAGAAGAUGAUGGUCGACUUUCUGCAAAGCUGAGUGAACCAGACAUUGACGAGAAUUCCCAUUAUGAUGCAAUUCUGCUCAAAGAAGACUUAAAGAAUACAAAUUGGCUUCUCAGUGCUGAUGAUACAUCCGAUCAGGGACUCAUAUUUGAUCACCGGUUUGAGCCUCUACCAGAACUAUUUGGUCUCAUAUGAAUUAUUGGUUGCUGUUUUAUUUAUUAAGAUUGAAGCUUUAAUUUAUUUAUUUAUAUGAUUUGGUCA